This is a messenger RNA of Metarhizium acridum CQMa 102, 4308 nucleotides long. Lineage: Eukaryota; Fungi; Ascomycota; Sordariomycetes; Hypocreales; Clavicipitaceae. The record is from RefSeq and is a predicted model, not a curated record.
AUGCCGCCCGAGCGGCAGUACCACGCCAACCAUGGCAAUGGCCGCCAUGCUGGUCAUGCUGCCAUUGUGGCCACCAGAGAACGAUCCGGCGUGCCUGGCACCCCAUCCCGAAAGGAACGGCAACGAGAGAGCUCAGCGGUGCAGGAUCCAGGACUGAAAGAUUAUACGUUGGGUGAAUGUAUUGGUAAAGGCGCGUUUGGGUCCGUUUACAAGGCCUUCAACUGGAGUACCGGCGAAGCCGUUGCUGUCAAGCAGAUUAAGCUCGCAGAUUUGCCAAAGAGCGAAUUACGGAUGAUUGAGCACGACAACAUUGUUAAAUAUAUCGGCUUCGUAAAGGCAACCGAUUGCCUCAACAUCAUAUUAGAAUACUGCGAAAAUGGCUCAUUACACUCGAUACUUAAAGCCUAUGGUAAAUUUCCUGAAAAUCUUGUCGGCGUCUACAUGACCCAGGUUCUUUUAGGCCUUCAAUACCUCCACGACCAGGGUGUCAUCCAUCGAGAUAUCAAAGGAGCCAACAUUCUCACGACCAAGGAUGGCACCGUCAAAUUGGCAGAUUUUGGCGUUUCUACCAGCACACUAGCAGGAGGCCAGGAUAAGGAGGCUCAGGUUGUUGGCACGCCAUACUGGAUGGCGCCAGAAAUCAUUCAACUCUCCGGCGCCAGUUCCGCCUCUGACAUUUGGAGCGUUGGAUGUACCGUUAUCGAGUUGUUGCAGGGGAAACCGCCAUAUCACAAUCUGGCAGCAAUGCCAGCGCUCUUCGCAAUCGUCAACGACGACCAUCCUCCCCUGCCCGAGGGCAUCUCUCCUGCUGCGAGAGAUUUUCUCAUGCAAUGUUUCCAAAAAGACCCAAACCUGCGUGUGUCAGCUCGCAAGCUGUUGAGGCAUGCAUGGAUUGUUGGCUGCCGCCGAGCUGAAGCACCAGUAUCCAAGGCACCGGACAACUUCAACCAGGCCGUCGAAGAAGUAAAGCAGUGGAACAAGGCGCUGAAUUCCUCUGAACCUGCACUCCGGUCGUCUACAGGCUCCGAUACUACUGGAAUAUCGUCCCGGUUCGUCGGCGGGACCCCUGGCAAAGGCUCAAUGGGACUUGCUAAACCCAGACUUGGAGUUGAGGCUUUCAAAACAGCUGAGCAGGCAGAUAGCGACAAUUGGGAUGAUGAUUUCGUCACUGCCAUCUCACCAAGCGCAUUGCAUCUUCCUCACCUGAAACCACAAGACAAUUUCGGGGGUCUACUGUCAAGCGACAAGCUCAAAGCCUUUGCAUCUACAAAUGACUUGAGAAUAGAUACCGACAACUACGAUGAUGACUUUGAGGGCGAGUUGCUAACUAUCAAAGGCCCAGCCCACCAACGUGACGAAGUUCAGGAACAGACCCUUCGACCGAUACAUAAGGCGGCAGUCCCGAGUACAAAUGCCAAGUCGCACCAACGCACCAAGUCUCUGGGAAAGGCAAUUGUACAAGUGCCUGGGUCCUCUGUACCCAAAUCCCCAUCAAAGGGCCACCUUGGAAGCAAAUUUGAGUUGCCUCCUCGCCCAGACGUAGUAUAUCGAGAACAGAGUGUGGAGGAUUUCUCUGACUUGUUUGUGGACAACGACGAAGCCUUUAAUUACAGAGUCAAUAGAGCAGUCAGAAGGGGAUCUCGUGCCACCGAUGCACCGCAACUCUUCCAUCCAUCAGACUUGACGACCCUUCCCCGCUCCAUGCAGGCUCCCGACGGUAGUAUCAGGAAGAGACCGCCUUCCCGGCCGUCGGUGCUCCCUGACCGGCCCAUGCGUCGCACUCGCUCAUCUAUAGAGAUACAAAAAUUUGCCGAGGACGAUGACGAAGAUUUUUCGGAUGUGUUUGGCGCCAGUGAUUCCAUAGCUGACAAGGAGGAAAGCGAGCGUGGCUCUGAGGAUGGUGGUCUGAUGCUAUUGUCAAAGAUGUCGAGCAACUCUUGGCUUGGAGACGACGAAGAAGAAUAUGACCCAUUUGCUUCCAUGGACCCUGGUUGGGAUGAGAUGGACCUCGAAGCAAACAUUGCGAGAGACAGGCACGCUCGUCUGGCAGAAAAGGUUGAAGACCUUGUCAGUUCACUCAAGACGACUGAGGCCGACGAUACCCUAUCCGAAGUGUCUGAAGACUUGCUGGGCUUAUUAUGGGAGAACAAGGAAGUGAAGAACUUGAUCAUCAGCGCGCACGGAUUGCUACCGAUUCUGGAGAUCCUCGAACCGUGCACCGUCAAGAGCAGGCAGUACAUGAUAUUGCAGCUACUCAAAGUCGUCAAUGCGAUUAUUCUCGACGACGUAGAAAUUCAAGAAAACCUUUGCUUCGUGGGUGGCAUACCCAUCAUUACGAAAUUUGCAGCUCGCCAAUAUUCCGACGAAAUCAGACUUGAAGCAGCUGCUUUCGUGCGACAAAUGUACCAAACCAGUACCCUGACCCUUCAAAUGUUUGUGUCCGCCGGUGGUUUGAAUGUGUUAGUCGAGUUUUUGGACGAGGACUAUGACAGCGCCAGAGACUUGGUACUCAUCGGGGUAAACGGCAUCUGGAAUGUGUUCGAACUGCAAGGCCCGACCCCAAAGAACGACUUCUGCAGAAUCUUCUCUAGAAGCAAGAUUUUAUACCCCCUGGCAUUGGUGCUGCACCGGGUUCUGGAUGAGGAAGAUGAAGACGAGUUGGGCGAGCUCAUAGAGGGGCGAAUUGUCAAUAUCUUUUACCUCUUCAGUCAGGCAGAAAAUUACGUCAAGGAGGUCGUGGCUGACCGGCAAGUCCUCAAGAGUGUGCUGAAGGAUCUACGACGCAUGACGCCCAUUCACCAGGUCACGAUGCUCAAGUUCAUCAAGAACUUGUCUAUGCUAUCAACAACGAUUGAAACCCUUCACUCAGCAGACGCUAUAGAGUUCCUCAUCGAUCUGCUCAGCUACAGCAUGAAGAAGGGCCAGAAACAUUUCCGCGAAAUAUCUAACCAAGUACUUAAUACGUUGUUCAAUCUCUGCCGGCUCAGCAAGGAACGUCAAGAAGACGCGGCCGUGGGAGGCAUCAUUCCUUUGCUGCUGCGCAUCAUGCAGACCGACCGCCCGCCUAAGGAGUUUGCUCUGCCCAUCCUGUGUGACAUGGCGCACUCUGGGUCCAAGGGGCGGCGCUAUCUGUGGCAGAACAAGGGUCUUGACUUUUAUGUAUCACUAUUAACCGAUCAGUACUGGCAGGUCACAGCCUUGGAUGCAAUCUUGGUAUGGUUCCAGGAGGAGACGGCCAAUGUGGAGAAUCAUCUCAUUGACGGCAACUUUACGCGAGCAAUCGUCAGCUGCUUUAGCACGAACAAACUAAACGCCUUUGAUUCGAACUUGCUCGAACCACUUCACAAGCUGCUGCGUCUCAGUCCGUCAACAGCAGCAUCGCUAGCCAAACCAGAAAUGUUUGCUGGCAUUGCCCAACGACUGGGUCACAAGAAACCUGUCGUACGACUAAAUCUGCUGAGACUUGUCCGUAUCAUCAUGGACGCCUGUGAGCCCGGCCUGGGCGGCGGCGACGGAUCUCGCACUCUCAACAGCAGACAAGUUCGGUCACUCAUGGACUCAAUCCAGACACUAGCCGAGACUGACUCCGCCGUCCUGGUCCGUAACCUAGCAGCAGAGCUGGUCAAGUCUCACAUCGACAGCAGCUCGGGAAUGCUCCUCUUGCGCCAUGACAGCGGCGUAACAUCCGCGUCAUCGCAGGCCAACUCCGCAUCGUCAUCGAGAAGAGGCGCCCGCCGAAACACGAGCUACACUCCUCCCAGUCUCCAAUCAUCCAUAUCAAUGCCACAGACGCCCACCCACCGCAGCAGAACCAGUCUGGCAGGCAACGCAGGCGCCUUCAUCGAAGUCGCCGCCAGUCCUCGCCGCACGGCAGCCGCCUCGGCCCUCGAACGCGAUGCCAUUUACUACCGGCCCCGUAGCCGCGACAGCACAGCCGGCUUCGUACCAACCAGCAUCCCCCGCCGAGUCAGCGGCGACUCGACGUCAUCCAUGAGCAGCUCCGCGACCACUGGGUCAGCCGGGCCCUCCUCUAAGAGCCGCCUCCCGCGCACUUCCCUCGCCGGUCGCCCCUCGGGUGCUCCAUUCUCCGUUCUUAGAGGGGAUCCCGCUCCGCCCAUGGUUGUUCGCAGCGAUAGCAGCGCCAGCAACAAGGAGAAUAGCGCAUCUAGCAACGGCUACUCCAUGGCAAGUAUAUCGCGUCCGGGCUCGUCGCGCGACGGAACGGCUGCAACUGCGGUGGCAGGAGGACCCAAACGACGGCAGAGGGCACCAAGUGAAUUGAAGUGGUCUAAUAGUGACGCAAAAUGA